Molecule: messenger RNA, 4895 nt
Organism: Aethina tumida (small hive beetle)
Lineage: Eukaryota; Metazoa; Arthropoda; Insecta; Coleoptera; Nitidulidae
Product: dual oxidase 2-like
Exons: 16
Coding region: 1-4749 (1582 amino acids)
Biological process (GO): superoxide anion generation; defense response; response to oxidative stress
Cellular component (GO): NADPH oxidase complex; plasma membrane
Molecular function (GO): peroxidase activity; heme binding; calcium ion binding
Source: RefSeq, a predicted model, not a curated record
AUGUUCCUGCGACUGGACCGAUUGCUCGUCGUUAUUCUAACAUUAUCACUCGAACAUGUUCAACCGACGAAGGAUACGGAACUGCCCAAUUGGCCGAGUUCGUUCGAAAACAGGACGAAAGUUACAUCGUUCGCAUCCUGGUUGAUAGGUAACACGGCACCAAAUCGGGAAUAUGAAUAUGAAGGAUACGACGGUUUCUAUAACAACUUCGCACGUCCCGAUUCCGGAGCGAUUGACAGACCCCUUUUGAGGAGGGCUGCAAAUGCUUACGCGGAUGGAGUUUACCAGCCCGUCGAGGGUCGUCCAAAUCCCCUCCUCCUGAGUGAAAGACUGUUAAAAGGAGUAACAGGAACGCAAUCCCAACUUGGGCGUAACGCCUUUAUUGUAUUUUUUGGUCAACAAGUCGUUGAAGAAAUCUUGGAUGCUCAAAGACCUGCUUGUCCUCCGGAAUACUUCAACAUAGGCAUACCCGAAGACCACAUUUAUCGGAAGCAAUAUAAUCACACGGAACUACCUUUGCUCAGAACGAGAUACGACCAAAGAACAGGAUUCAGUCCCAACAAUCCCAGACAACAGUUGAAUGAAAUCACUCCUUAUUUAGAUGGGAAUUUGUUUUACGGAAUAACCAAACAAUGGGCUGAUCAACUCCGAACUGAUGAAAACGGCAAAAUUGUACCUGGUGGACGAUUGGCCACUUCAUAUGCGGGAAGAUUUCCUGCCUUCAACACACAAAGGUUACCCAUGGCUAACCCACCUCCUCCCUUCUAUCACGCGGACCACGUAAGGAACCACGAAACGGCCAAAGUAUCCAGAUUUUUCAAGCUGGGUAACCCACGUGGAAACGAGAACGCCUUCCUGCUAACGUUCGGCGUGCUGUGGUUCCGUUGGCACAACUACCUAGCCGACCACAUCGCCCAAACGCACAAAGACUGGAGCAGCGAGAAGGUGUUCAACGAGGCCAGAAAAUGGACCAUAGCCACCCAGCAGCGAAUCGUCAUGUACGAGUGGCUGGACCAAUGGGUUCCGGGCACCACGAAGGCGCUCGGACCCUACAAAUACGAUCCGAGCAUCGAUCCCCAGAUCGAUCAGUUCUUCCAAUCGGCCGCCUUCAGGUUCGGCCACACGUUGGUGACGCCCGGAGUUUACCUCAGGGAUUACAUCCGGUCCGGGUGUAAGACCAAAUUCGACAGCUGGGGCAAGAAUUCCGUUCGUACCUGCAACAUUUUUUGGCGGCCUCAGGAACCGAUGCUCAAAGAGGAGGGGUCGGAUAUAAUCGACAUUGAUCGGCUUAUAAUGGGCAUGACUUCUCAGUUUUGCGAGCAGGAGGACAACAAGAUUGUUGAGGAUUUAAGAGGGAACGUUUUUGGGCCGCUGGAGUUUCCCAGAAGGGAUCUGAUGGCCGUCAAUAUUCAAAGAGGAAGAGACCACGGGUUGCCGGACUACAACACGGCGAGGCAAGCUUUUGGUUUACCCAGAAUGAGCUUUGACGGCUUCUCUGCUUUCGGUCGCACACCACAAGAAAUUCAAGAAUUGAAGACAUUAUACAAUAAUGACGAUAAGAAUAUUGACGUUUGGGUAGGGGGAAUCUGGGAAACGACCACGUCUGGACCAGGGCCACUUUUUUCUACCAUUAUUCAAGACCAAUUUAAAAGAAUUAGAAAUGCCGACAGGUUCUGGUACGAAAAUUAUGAAAUGAAUGGGUUGUUUACAAAGGAAGAAGUAGAUAGGAUAAAUCAAAUAUCUAUUUAUGACGUGAUCAUGGCAGUAACAAAACUGGAUAAGGAUGACAUUCCCAAAAACCCCUUCAGAGCUCCCCUUGAAGGAGUAGAUGGAGAACUUAUAACGAAAUGUAAAUUAAGCAAUACACUUGCACUUAUGAACAACAUUACUUACAAAGCUUUACCUGCAUUAAAUGAUAUAACUUUAAAUGAGACAUGCUUUCAAGGUGGUUCAUAUGAUUAUUUUUCAAAUAGUGAGGUAUCCUAUAUCCUGACGUUUACCUUUGUCUCAGCAUUUGUUUUCGGAACCGUUGGAGUGAUAUUCUUUUUGAUAUGGUAUUAUGAUAAGAAACAGACAGAAGAAAGCAAUAAAAGGAACGACACCUAUCGAAUGUCAGUAAUGAGGAGGUCUCAACAUAGCAAAAGAGAUAACAUGUUAAUUGUUUCAGCCUUGGAAUGGAUAGACAACAGAACCCGUCCCAGAAGAGUUAUCGUGAAAAUUGUUGACACCAGCAUUGAGCUGGAUGGUGUGAGUGGAGCUAGAUUGAGAUCUUUCACACUGAAAGAAGGUGAACAAAUAACUAUAUAUUAUGUAUCAGAUGAACCAACCUUAGUAAUACAGGCAAAAGAUAAAUAUGACCUAGUUCUGAAAUUUGAAACAAACUACCUACGUAAUCAGUUAGAAAGCAAAAUAGAAGAAAUAGUAACUAAACUGAACCUAAAACGGGAGAAGAUUACGAAAACGCCUUUCAAGUCAAUCAACAUUUGUUCCAAGAAAGACAGACAAGCCAAACUGGAAAUGUUCUUUAGAGUUGUCUUCGACCAGGCGUUCGAAAUGAACAAACUCAGCAACAAGGAGCUGUUAAACAUGGAUAGUAAGCAGGCAAAGGAAAUUGUACACUUCCAACUAACCCUCGAGGAAUUUGCUGAGUCCCUAAGAAUGAAACCCACCGACGAGUUCGUGAGGAAAUUGUUCUCUCUAACUGAUCACGACAAAAGUGGCACGAUAAACUACAGGGAGUUCGUGGAUUUACUCAUAAUUUUCGCUAAAGGUGAUGAAAGGAAAAAAGCAAAUUUGCUGUUCAAAAUGUACGACAUUGACAACACGGGGCAGCUGUCAAAACCUGAUUUAACGGCAAUGAUUAAGUCAUUUUUGGAGACAUGCGGGGGUAAAGUUCAGGACUCAGAUUUGGAAAAAUCCAUCCAACUAAUGUUAUCCAAGGCACGCGUGGACCAUAAGAGAAGUUUUACCUUUGAAGAUUUCCUUCAAAUAAUGGGUUCGGAAAUAAAAAUUUUGAACGCUGCCAGUUUAGGAUUUUCAGGUGUUGGAGAUACUCAUCUUCAACAUGUCGCUAAAGAAAUUGAAAGCAUUUAUGUAGGAAGAGAUUUAAAACGGUUCCAAGGUAAAGCACAAGAAGACAAUUCAACCAAUGUGAUUGACCAGGAACAAGAAAAUGCAACGAAAAUGUUCGAAAAGACUCAUUCAGAGCCCUCUUUCAUUGUCAAAUACAUCGAACUGAAUGCCCAACCUAUUUUCUAUAUGAUGCUGUAUACGUUGGUGUUGUUGGCAGUUUUUGCUGAAAGGGCCUAUUAUUAUUCGGUGGAAAGAGAACAUUCUGGACUUAGAAGAAUAGCAGGAUAUGGAGUAACAAUAACAAGAGGUGCUGCUUCUGCCAUGAUGUUUACGUACUCAUCCUUACUGGUCACAAUGUGUCGGAAUACACUUACUUUCUUGAGAACCACCCAUAUAAAUAAGUACUUCCCAUUUGAUUCAAUCAUUACGAUGCACAAGUAUAUCGGUAUAUGGGCCUUCAUUUUCACAUUGAUGCAUAUAAUAGGACACGCUUUUAAUUUCUAUCACAUCUCAACUCAAACUGCCGACGAUCUGACAUGCUUGUUCAGGAAUUUCUUCCAUGCGACUCAUGAACUUCCAAAAUUCCACUACUGGUGCUGGCAAACUAUGACAGGUUUCACUGGCAUUGUUCUAACGUUGAUUUGGGCAGUCAUGUAUGCUUUUACUCUUCCAAUAGUCAGAACCAAAAUUUACAAUUGGUUUUGGUACACCCACAACUUGUACCCUUUGUUCUUCAUCUUUAUGAUCCUUCAUGGCACUGGAAGGUUGAUUCAAGCCCCUUUUACCUAUUACUUCCUUCUUGGUCCAUUAAUUCUGUUCACAGUAGACACAUUAAUAAGUGUUAGCAGGAAGAAGAUCCAAAUUCCCGUGUUGAAAGCAGACAUAUUACCUUCAAAUGUAACCAUGUUGAAAUUUGCAAAACCUCGAGGAUUCCAGUACAAAUCUGGUCAAUGGCUCAGAAUUGCUUGCACAGCUCUUAACCACAAUGAGUACCAUCCAUUUACAAUAUCCUCAUGUCCACAAGAGAAGGAAUUGACUGUGCACAUAAGAUCAGUUGGUCCUUGGACGAAGCUGAUAAGAGAGGUGUAUCAAAAUGUCUUGCCUGAAAACGAACUACCAAAACUUUAUGUGGACGGCCCCUUUGGUGAAGGGCAUCAAGAUUGGUACACCUACGAAGUGUCCAUUUUUAUUGGUGGUGGUAUUGGAGUCACACCUUUCGCCAGCAUCUUAAAAGAUAUCACAUACCGCACAGACACCGACAUUUGCAAAAAGGUGUACUUUAUUUGGGUAGCCCGCACCCAAACCCAAUUUGAAUGGAUGCUGGACAUCAUACAAGAAGUCGAACAGAAGGACACGAAACAAUUAGUCAGUUGUCACAUUUUCAUAACUCAGUUCUACCAGAAGUACGACUUAAGGACCAUCCUGUUGUACAUUUGCGAAAAGCAUUACCAAAGAUUUUGCAAUAAAUCGAUGUUCACGAAUUUGAAAGCGGUCACUCACUUCAGCAGACCCAAUUUUAAUAAGUUCUUCAAGACGGUGGAAAACAUUCAUAACGAUGUUGAUCGAUUUGGAAUAUUCAGCUGUGGUCCACCAACUUUAACUCACAGUGUGGAACGGGCGGCAAAAGAUAUGAGCCAAACAGGAAAAAGAUUUGAACAUCACUACAAAAACUUUUAGUUUCACACUAAAAAUUUUAUUUUAUUUUGGACUUAACAUAAUGAACAAUUUAUUAUUACUGCAUGUUUUUUAAACUUGUGUUAUUUUUUUAUUUUUUGAUAAUAAAAAUGUGAAAUUAUAAUAAUUAUAUGAUAAUAAAAACAUAC